Molecule: messenger RNA, 1538 nt
Organism: Bradysia coprophila
Lineage: Eukaryota; Metazoa; Arthropoda; Insecta; Diptera; Sciaridae
Source: RefSeq, a predicted model, not a curated record
AGACACGACGGUGAAGAUGUAGACAGGUUAGAAACGACCGAAACGACUCGAAAAACUAAACGUCAAAGUGCCGAUGAAUCACUUGAACGAACGAGAUUGACUCAAUUAGAUGAUAUCGUUCAUCUUUAUUAUUUAUGUGUUUUCUUGAGAAAUAAUUGUUAAUUCAAAGUUAAAAUUCUACAAAUAAUUGAUAAUUGAAAAUUGACAAAGGCUGUGAGGUCUGCUGACAUUUUAAAUUUUACAACAUUGGGGCGUAUUUAUAAUCCGAGAUAAUGCAGGGGCCGAACGAACCAAAAAAGGACAUGGAAUGCUUCACAGCGAUAAUCAUUGAUCAUAACACAGACCACACAACUAAUUUGACCUUUCACGCUGCUGCAUCAUUUACUUCCUCGAUAUACCACAAGAUAAAUGUGGUAACAAACGAAUCCAAGGCGCUGAGUUCACUGCAAAGAGAGCCAUUUACCGCCGAAUCGCUUAAGGGUUUCAUUCGGAAAAUUUGGUCGCUGAAAAUUGAACGAAAGUUGUCGGAUGACACUGCUGUUAGUGCUUUGUCGUUACUACUGCCGGAUGUAGCGUCCAAAUGGUGGGAAGACACAAGGCCGUUCGUCGAAAAUUGGCAUCUCGCCGUUGCAUUGAUAUUGAAAGUACUUGACAGUAAAAGGACACUGCGUGACGCGUGGAGAGAAUUUGAAAGCUCUAACCAUCAAUAUGACCGACAUCUCAUCUCAUUUCUCGCAGAGCAACGGAUAUUGCUAGCUGAAAUUCGUCAGUCUAAUGUCGUUCUUCCAGAAAAAACUGAAAUCGACCUAAUUUUCCAUAAACUAAACCCAACGAUUAGGAAGAAAAUUGAACGGAAAAAGAUCACCUCGUUCGACGAAUUGAUAAGACAGGCAAAAUCGAAUGGCCUAAUGGAAUGCGAUCCGAACCUGUCAGAUUUGAACGAAAAAUGUACAUACUGUCAGCAGCACGGCCACAAUGACACCACCUGUUUUAACAGGAAAUGUGAAGCAGACCAAGCUAAACAGAGACAACGUUACGAAACGUCCAGCGUACCCUCCAUUCCAAUGAAAGUAAACGGUAUCCCGGAUUUUGUUCAUUUUGUGACCGAUACCCGCCUCAACAUCAUAACGGACUGUUUGUACGGGAAACUGCUUCAGCGGGGCUGUUUAUUCGAGCCGUCAAAACAAGUCGUUGCCUCAACUGUAACGACACGGAAUAAUAUUCUACAGAUGGCAACAGUCCUAGUUGAGUGCAACGAACGUCUCAUUGUUACACCAGUUAUCAAAUUGCAGAACUCGCGUGGAAACAAGAACUGCUUUGGUAUAGACUUCACCGAAUCGUGUGAUCUGAUUACGCAAGUCGAAUUAUUGGCCCCUACGAAUGACUAAAGUCCAGUAUUUUGUUUGUAUCCCAAUGUUUUGUAAUUCAAUAAAUCAAAAGCGAAAUUUCAUUUUUUUUACCUGACCUGAAACUUCAGGUGUUCACUCAGCGGGUACAUAUUGAGAAGACCAAGGUUGUCGGCAAUGUUGACAGCCCAA